Molecule: messenger RNA, 1095 nt
Organism: Verticillium nonalfalfae
Lineage: Eukaryota; Fungi; Ascomycota; Sordariomycetes; Glomerellales; Plectosphaerellaceae
Exons: 6
Coding region: 1-1095 (364 amino acids)
Source: RefSeq, a predicted model, not a curated record
AUGACCAACACGGUUGCGGCGCUCGUUCGGCUGGGCCCUUUUGCCCAGCAACUGCACACCAUUGUGCGAUGGCGUGAUAUCAAGACCCAACAGCAUACGAAUGCGCUGGCCAUUGUGGGAAACCCCGAGCUGGCCCUCGCGGGGCAGUCCGCUGGCCUUGACCUUGUGCUGUUCUAUAUUCAAUUCUACUCCUAUCAGGUCACAGCCAUGGCGACGUUCUUCUGGGCCGCCGCACUCGCACAGUCCAUCUUUCAACUCAGCUUCAUUGAAUCCUUCAGAGGCAAAGCCAACCCCGUUUCGAAAGUCAUCGCGGUCAUUUUACCGGCUGUCAUGCUCAGCCUCCUCCGCAUUGAUGCCAUCCAGACCAAUACGGUCUUGUUCAUCGGGAUAGCAGACUUUCUGCUCCUUACUUGUAUCUCCGGUAGUAUCAUCAUAUUACUGAUUAUUCUCGUGAAAUACAUUCACGUGCGCAGAAAUGUGCUGUCGUGGAACGUGAACUACGGCAAGCCAUCCGAGGGGUCCGUCGAUAACGUCACCGUCUCGAGCGGCGUCCGGCCGCGGCGCCAAAGCAUAUAUGACAAGUGGCUCGUCGUGCGCUUUACAAUCGCCGCGCUCGCCAUGAGCGCCUUCCAGAUGGUGACCAUCGUCUUCCAGGUCAGCGCGUCGCGGCGCAAUAACCUCGAAUCCAUAGGGACCGAGCCCGACCUCGGCAUGGACCGACUGCAGUCCGAUCUGCUCGUCUUCAUCCCCGGCGUGACGGCCAGUCUCUUGACGUUUGUCGUAUUUGGCACAACCAAGACAUUCCGCGACUACAUGCGGUCGCACUUUGUGCCCAAGCCACUGCGCAACGGCCUCCGGCUGCGACACCGAGGCUCGCAGCGGCUCGAGUCGGAGCCGCCUACUCCUGGGCUGCAAUUUCGAAAUGACGUCCCGGACCUGGAGCAAUACCCGGCGCCGUCCUAUCAGCAGGGGAUCAGGCUGAGCGAUAUCCAUGUGGACAGGCAGGGCAAUGGUGGUGGUGCCAUGGAAGAGUGGCCCAUGAAAGGGGCUCCCACGUCAGCACCAAACGGGAGGAUGACAGUGACUCGAAUAUGA